This is a messenger RNA of Pongo pygmaeus (Bornean orangutan), 4367 nucleotides long. RefSeq names its product ceramide synthase 5 (gene CERS5). Gene Ontology annotation, biological process: ceramide biosynthetic process. The transcript is spliced from 10 exons. The record is from RefSeq and is a predicted model, not a curated record. NCBI's taxonomy places the organism in Eukaryota, Metazoa, Chordata, Mammalia, Primates, Hominidae. Gene Ontology annotation, molecular function: DNA binding; sphingosine N-acyltransferase activity. Gene Ontology annotation, cellular component: membrane. Bases 2611 to 3615 code for a protein of 334 amino acids.
UGGAGUCUCGCUCUGUUACCCAGGCCAGAGUGCAAUGGCGUGAUCUCAGCUCAUUUGUAAUUUCCGCCUCCUGGGUAAAAGCAAUUCUCCUGCUUCAGCCUCCUGAGUAGCUGGGGUUACAGGCACACACCACCACACCCGGCUAACUUUGUAUUUUUAGUAGAGAUGGAGUUUCACCAUGUUGGAUAGGCUGGUCUCGAACUCCUGACCUCGUGAUCCACCCACCUCAGCCUCUCAAAGUGCUGGGAUUACAGGCAUGAGCCACUGCACCUGGCCUAGAUACCUAUUUUAUAAGUUAUACCAAAUGCCAGCCUUUUGUAUGAUGUAGAAUUAAUACUUUCUCAAAAGCUGUAAUUUCAAAUAAUUUCACUUUCUUCAGUAAGAUAAUUCACUAACUGUGUAUAACUAAAUCUAUAUAUUUAAUUUUUUUAUCACAAAUUAGAAAAGAUUAUUUUCCAAUCACAUCUGGAAAAUAUAAUAAAGCUUCAUUCUGUAGCACAAAAUAAACGCUCAACAAGUAUUUGUCAAAUGUUCUUAUGUUCUUUUUUUUUUUUUUUUUUUUUGAGACGGAGUCUCACCUUGUUGCCCAGGCUGGAGUGCAGUGGCGUGAUCUCGGCUCACUGCAAGCUCCGCCUCCCGGGUUCAUGCCAUUCUCCUGCCUCAGCCUCCCAAGUAGCUGGGAUUACAGGCACCCGCCACCACGCCUGGCUAAUUUUUUGUAUUUUUAGUAGAGACGGGGUUUCACCGUGGUCUCGAUCUCCUGACCUCGUGAUCCGCCCACCUCGGCCUCCCAAAGUGCUGGGAUUACAAGCAUGAGCCACCGCGCCUGGCUGUCAAAUGUUCUUAGGCUCCAUAUAGCUGGAACUGACUGGAUAUGAGUAGCUUUAUGCUUUUCACCGAACUCUGAACUAAUGAGGGCAGGAUGUGAGCUAAUGACAAUUCUAGAUUGUUAAGUCCACUCCAUGAUCCAGAUAAUAGUAAUUUUAAAACUGGCUUCACCCAGGUGAGCAGAAUAUAGACCUGUUAUAUCAAAGAGGAUUUCUUCUCAUUUUCUGCUGGAGGUACCAGAGAGUACCCAGACUGAAAUGUUUCUAGUGAAAUAAUAAUAGCUACUCUUUAAUGAAUGUUUGCUAAGUGUCAGGUAUUGGUGUAGGCAUACAUUGUAUCAUUUUAUCUUUAAAAUAACCCUGUGAGGUAGAUAUUAUCUCCAUUCUGUGGGUAUGUAACAGUCACAAGGUCUUUCAGCUGGUAAAAUCUGUCUAACUGCAGAUCCUGAGUUUUAAUCACCUGACUGCCUCUGGAUUAAAGAAGCCUGGGUUAGGCCUAAGAGUAGGAAUUGGAAAGGCUGUUUUCUGCCUUUGGAUUUUCAUGCAAUUAUGUCGAUAGGAGAAAGAGGAGGAGACAGGGUUUUUAGACGAUUUUUAUCUCUGAUAUGGCAUCAACUCAACAACAAAGAAUGACGGCCUCAUUUACUCUUCUGAAUGCUGAUUAAUUUUGGGUCAGAAUUGAGCUCCAAUAGAACAAGAGUGGGUUUCACUAAAACAUGUUGCUUGUCAGUUACUGAACAACUGCUGAGCACAGUACCUUUGUAAUAUAAAAGCAGUCUAUUUGUGUUUACAAAGAGUUUAAACAUGAGUUGGGGUUUAAAUAUUAUUGGUAUACAGAAUAGUAUGCCAGUAAAUGUAAAUUAAGGUAUCCACUGGCAUUGGCCCUUGAAUGGAAUUAUUUUUUUUUUUUUUUACCACCGGUGUAAAAGAGAAUGCGUUACAGAUGUGGCUAAUUUUAUGCUCUGAAUAAAUAUUACCCUAUGGCUCAGGAACUUUGGUGAUAAGGUAAAAAGUUUUCAUAGAGGGAGAUAAAGUUUCUUAUUCUCAGUCCCUCCUUUAGAGAUAAUAUAUUCUAGAUUCAAAUGCAGCUCAAGAAAAUAGGUCAACGGCACUCCAUUUUACACCUCCCAGUCGUAUUUUCAUUAUGGGACUCCUUAAGAUGCUAAGGGCUAAAACUGGUUUUGACUUAUCCUGAAAGUGGCAAUAUAGAGCUUUUCCUAGUGCUGAUGUUCAUAAAAAUCUCUGGUUGUGGGGGCGAGUGAGAUCCUUCUUGAAGAACCAAGGAAUAGUUCCUCAAUUUUCAAAGAUUCAAAAGUUAGAAAUUAAUUAUAAUCAAUCAAUGAUAACAUCUUAGAAUCUUAGAUAUAGGAAAAAAAACCUUAGAAAUCAUCUCAUAUAACCUCUUUUUAUUUUUUAUUCUUUUUUUUUUUUCUUUUUGAGACGGAUUCUCACACUGUCACCUGGGCUGGAGUGCAGUGGCACGAUCUCGGCUCACUGCAACCUCCGCCUCCAGGGUUCAAGCGAUUCUCCUGCCUCAGCCUCCCAAGUAGCUGGGAUUACAGGCGCCCACCACCAUGCCCAGAUAAUUUUUUUUUGUAUUUUUAGUAGAGACAGGGUUUCACUAUGUUGACCAGGCCGGUCUCCAACUCCUGACCUUGUGAUCCUCCUGCCUCAGCCUCCCAAAGUGCUGGGAUUACAGGCGUGAGCCACCACGCCCAGCUUUUUUAUUCUUUUUAAAAAUUUAAAUCCUUGGGACUCUGCUUGAUAUAACCUCUUCUUUUAGAUGAUGAAACCAAGACCCAAUAGAUUUAUUGCCAAACCCUGCGCACUCCAUAUUGGCAUCGAGGACAGUGGUCCUUAUCAGGCCCAACCCAAUGCCAUCCUUGAAAAGGUGUUCAUAUCUAUUACCAAGUAUCCUGAGAAGAAAAGGCUGGAGGGCCUGUCAAAGCAGCUGGAUUGGAAUGUCCGAAAAAUCCAAUGUUGGUUUCGCCAUCGGAGGAAUCAGGACAAGCCCCCAACGCUUACUAAAUUCUGUGAAAGCAUGUGGAGAUUCACAUUUUAUUUAUGUAUAUUCUGCUAUGGAAUUAGAUUUCUCUGGUCGUCACCUUGGUUCUGGGACAUCCAACAGUGCUGGCAUAACUAUCCAUUUCAGCCUCUUUCAAGUGGGCUUUAUUACUAUUAUAUCAUGGAAUUGGCCUUCUAUUGGUCCCUUAUGUUUUCUCAGUUUACAGACAUUAAAAGAAAGGACUUCCUGAUUAUGUUUGUGCAUCACUUGGUCACCAUUGGGCUUAUCUCCUUCUCCUACAUCAACAAUAUGGUUCGAGUGGGAACUCUGAUCAUGUGUCUACAUGAUGUCUCAGACUUCUUGCUGGAGGCAGCCAAACUGGCCAAUUAUGCCAAGUAUCAGCGGCUCUGUGACACCCUUUUUGUGAUCUUCAGUGCUGUUUUUAUGGUUACACGACUAGGAAUCUAUCCAUUCUGGAUUCUGAACACGACCCUCUUUGAGAGCUGGGAGAUAAUCGGGCCUUAUGCUUCAUGGUGGCUCCUCAAUGGCCUGCUGCUGACCCUACAGGUUCUGCAUGUCAUCUGGUCCUACCUAAUUGCACGGAUUGCUUUGAAAGCCUUGAUCAGGGGAAAGGUAUCUAAGGAUGAUCGCAGUGAUGUGGAGAGCAGCUCGGAGGAAGAAGAUGUGACCACCUGCACAAAAAGUCCCUGUGACAGUAGCUCCAGCAAUGGUGCCAAUCGGGUGAAUGGUCACAUGGGAGGCAGCUACUGGGCUGAAGAGUAAGGUGGUUGCUAUGGGGACUUCAGCACACAUGGACUUGUAGGGCCACUGGCAACAUACUCCUCUUGGCCCUUCCCAUAUCUACUCUUCUGUGACAGGGAGACUGCAAGGCACUGAGGAGUAUCAAAGAAGCAAAUAUUUUCACUUUGAAAGAAAACUGCCGUUUUGUAUUUAAUAGCCUCUAGGUUCUUUCAGUAAUGUUAUUUGCUCUGUGUGUUUUUGUGUGUUUGUUGAUGUGCGUUUGUGCAUAUGCGUGAGUUUCAUUGCUGGGGUUGGCGCACAAUUCUGGACUGGGGCCAUGAGGCCUUCCCUGGUCCCCAUUGAACCCACCUUAGUUCCACAUUUGGCUGCAUCUUGAAUUAUGUCGAGACUCCGGACUGUCUCCUCCUUUUUUGCCCUUGGCUCUUGAGGCUCUAAAACCCUGGACCAUCUGAAUGGAGCAGCCAAGUUCAGUCCCAGAUUUCUGCACUGUUCCUCUUUCACAGCUGGAAUAUGUCGCAUGAUGAAGUUGUAUAGAAGCAGAACCAUGGAUGGACGGCCAGGAUUGCCGUGGUCCCUAGCUAGAUCCCUUUCCUAUCAAUCAAUCACCUGAUAGCAACAGGGACAGCUGCCAAUACCCUGCUCUUUAUUCAAUGGUACCCAAGGAGGGAGCAUGGGAAGAGGGUGAGCUGAGGGCUGGAGGAGGGCAACAGCCACUGGGUGAGCUGUUCACAGUCUUUUAUACUAUUGUUUGUGAUUAAAAGUGCUUCAACCCA